UUUAGUCUGAUAAAAAAAGUGAAAUGAAAAUACAGGAAAAACAACAUAAACGGAAAGUUAGUGACUUUGAUUAUUAUUCUGUGAAAAAAAAGUUUAAAAAAAGGGGAAAAAUAAUGGAAAAAAUUGAAAAUAAAGAAAAGUUAAAAAAAGAAAUUAAAAAAAAGAAAGAAAAAAUAAAUAAAAUAGAAGAUGAAGAUUCAAGUUCUUCUUCUAGAGAUUUGGAUAAUUUUGAAGAGACAAAAAGUUUAAAAAGUCAUGAAGAAUGUGAAAAUAAUGAUUUAGAGAUAUCAGCUAAAUUUGGAGAAGCUAUGUCAAAAAUUAUAUCAUCAAAUGUAAAACCUAUUUAUAAAAAUGAUCCUAUUUUGAGUUGUUGUAUAAUGGAUAUUUCAAAAAAAAUUCAGGAUAAAAAUAUAGAAAACAAGGCAAAAGUGUUAAUUUCAAUGCAAAAAAAAGAAGAACAAGAAAAAGGAAGAAUCAAGAAUAUUAUUCCAUCAAAUAAUGAUAAGGAAGUAUCUAGAAUUUUAAAUUAUGAAAAAUUUUUACGAAAAACUGCUCAAAAAGCAGUAAUUAAUUUAUUUAAUGCCAUAAGAGCAGCACAAGUUAAAGCUGAAGAAGCAUCUAAAGACCUGAAAGAAAAAGGUGUCACAAAUACAAUAAAAAGAGAAAAGGAAGUUGCAAAAAUGUCUAAAGAAAAUUUUUUUAAUUUUAUUAAAAAUCCAAAGAAAAUAUAAUAUUAUAUAAAAAAGGCUUGCAAUUGAAUUCACUUGUAACGAUUUAUUAUAUUCUAUUGUUUAAUAUUCAUAUAUCGAUAUUAUUUUUUAAAUUGUAUGUUUCUAAUAAUAUUAAUGAUAUUUUCUAAAUAACUUAACUUUACCUGGUUGCUGCCGGGAUUCUAUAAUUUAUUAAUAAAAUAUCAAAACAUUAUUUAGUUUCUUACAUAAAAGUAAUACCAUCUAGGCUUUUAUUCAUAAUUAUUUGACAACCUAAUCUUGAUCUGCCCGAAAAAUAAGUAUCUUUUAUAUUUCAAAAUAUAUUUUUAAUACGUUUCAGUUAAUCCGAAAGCCAAAUCAAGCAUAUCUAAUUCUUUUUCUGAUUGUUCUUCCAUUUUACUAUAAUAUUUAGGAUCCACAAUAACAUGGCAUGUAGAACAUGCUAUAGAUCCUUCACAUGCACCUAUAAAUUCUUUAAAAGAACCUUCUACUAAGAAGAGUAAACAAACCCUCAAGAUCAAUAUUAUGUUCAUGUGCAAUAUCUAAAACAGAGCUACCUUCACAAACUUUCAACGUCUUCCGUUCACCAAAUGGAGUAAUAAAUGUGCAUUCUAUUCUUAAUUUUAUAUUAAAAACUUUCAUUUUUAUUAAAAGAAAUUCAUACUUUUUUCUAGAAACUGAACAUGUAAAUUUUCGAUAAAAAAAGACUACAAAAAGUUAAAAAUAAGAAAAAAAA
Molecule: messenger RNA, 1446 nt
Organism: Pneumocystis murina B123
Lineage: Eukaryota; Fungi; Ascomycota; Pneumocystomycetes; Pneumocystales; Pneumocystaceae
Exons: 6
Coding region: 24-731 (235 amino acids)
Biological process (GO): maturation of 5.8S rRNA; maturation of LSU-rRNA
Cellular component (GO): preribosome, large subunit precursor
Source: RefSeq, a predicted model, not a curated record